AUGUCUCAUUUCUCUCAAAACGCAUCUGACUCAGACGAUGAAUGGGACGCGGGGCCUAUUGUUGAAUCUGUUGCAAUUCUGGGGCCAAACACCUCAAAGGGAGACUUCAUGGACCCACUCAAGGCGCUGCAAAUCCAGGUUCAGAAGCUCACUGAGGAAAAUCACACUCUUCGUGAGGAGAACAAGGUUCUCGUUGCCGAGAAGCCUAAACGCAAACGUCGCGCAGAGGCUCCCGAUGAACUCCUGGCCCACGAGCAAACCAUAACACUCUAUGCCCGUAAAUACAGCAUGACUGUUGAAAUGUUCCCUAACGCCGACCUUUUCAGUAAACAACGUCCCGAGAAUCCAACUCCAUUCAACAGCCGAGACCGGUACUUGACGGCAAUGACCCAGGAAUCAGCGUUUUUAGACGAACUAUUUCAGCACUUUCCUGAUCGUUUACAUGGCAUUAUGGAAAGCUCAUACUUCAGCGAUCUCGUAAUGAAGUCCAUUUCCGAGGCUCACUCAUCGGAAAUCAACAAGCUGCGUAGCGUUGCGGGCAAUAUAUUCGACCUUCCAGGAGUAUACUUCAGCAAUACCCAGUACCGCAGAGCCGACGUCGCCGAAAUACAGAAAAUGCUUGGAGUGUCGGCGGCAAAUCCGAAGUACAAGACAUUUCUGCCGGUCCUGUUCCUUGGAAUGCAAGAGGACCCUACCUUGAAGACUGUGUUCGGAAACUGGGAACUUUUGGCUAAGAUUCUGAAGGCCGCACUUCGCGGUGUUACUUCGCUUCACCAAGAGACCACUGGUGGACCAAAGACCAACGCCCGGAAGUGGAACCUCGAGCACGUUACGCCAGGGUCUAUUGCAUGGGCUGCCGUCAUUGCAAUCUUUUUGCUAUCGCCCGAUACCGAAUUUCAGAAGUUGGGCACAGGAAAGUCCUCCGGCAUCAACUACAAGGACCUUUUCUUUCACUACAAGAAACUCUUGCUCACCAAGUGGGACAGCCGCCGCAUCCAGACCAUUGUGCAAAACAUCGACCGAGAAGUUUUCGGCUCCACAAAAUCAUCUGCUUCUGCGGCCACUCAAGAAGAUCACUCCAGCGAAGUCAUUCGCGCAAUGAACGCACUCGAUAUUGAUAGCGACAACGAGUCAGACACUUCUCAACCUACUCCAACGUCUUCCGCAGUCCAGAGUGCCACUGCCUUUCAUUCCGACACUGUUGAGGUGGCACAGCCUCCCGCUGCUCUCAGAACUGUUUCAUCACUCAAUACCACCUCUACUCUCAGUGCUACUUUCCGAGCUACUGUUCAGGGUGACGUGGCAGUUCCAGCAGCUACUAAUACAGUUGUAGUACAGGAUGCAGAUGUGGAACAGCCACCAGCUCGAGGGAGAGGGAAAGGAAGGGCUAGGGCAAAGAAGCCUGCAGCUACAGGUGUUCGACGCAGUGCUCGUGCUGCUUAG
Suillus bovinus is the source of this 1443-nucleotide messenger RNA. RefSeq lists its product as uncharacterized. Bases 1 to 1443 code for a protein of 480 amino acids. The transcript has 5 exons. The record is from RefSeq and is a predicted model, not a curated record. NCBI's taxonomy places the organism in Eukaryota, Fungi, Basidiomycota, Agaricomycetes, Boletales, Suillaceae.